AUGACAGUGUUCCGAGCCUUUUGUGAAUCGUUCGAACAGACUGCGAAACAAUACACGUCCGGCCUUGAACACAGCUUUGCGGAACAAUUUUCCAACAGCUUCCUCGACUUUUGGAAGCAGGCGCUCUCCGACCUCAAUUCCGCACCCGCCCCGACCUACAGCAGCGUCGCCGCCGGUCGCCCUGCAAGCCAGCCCUCGGGGCCACACUCCACGGCCGCCGCAGCCCCGCAACAGCAACGACCACAACAACCAAUCUCCCGUCUCCAGGGACGACCAAUCCCCGCCCCACCAAAAGAAGACCUCCGUGUUUUCGUGCGGCUCGAUGCCGAAGCGCCGGCGCGAGACCACAGCAGCUACGCAAUUCGGACCCACAUCGCCGCCAAAGUCGGCAUCGACUUGCACCGGGUCCCGGCAGCUUUCAAGGUAAACUCCGGAUGGGCCAUCCGAACAACGGACGCUACCAUCAGGGACCUCAUCGUCCAGCGACAGUCGGAAUGGUCCGAGGACCUAGACGCGACCUCGGGCAAUGAAGUCAACUACGAGGCGGCCGUCAAAGACGAAAUCGCCUGCCAGACCGGGCUCACACCCAUCAGCAUCCGUCCCAGCCGGCACGAUUCAAGCGACCUUCCGACUGUGACCGACAACCGUCCUGCAAGCGUUGCGGAAGGAACGGCCAUGACGAUGGGCACCCAACUAUUUGCUCAGCGGAAGCAACAGUUCGAGCGCAUAGACCAACCCGAACAGCUAGAACGAGACUCCUCCGAGAUUCUCAAUUCCAUAGCUCCGAGCACUGCUCAGCCCGACGACCAGGAAGCCGAGCACCCAGAUGACAGGUCACGGGGCAGGAGCGAAACCUCAGUCCUAAGCUCGACCAGGACCAUGUCUCCGCCAUUCAUUAUGAUCUCGCCAGCACAUGACUGCGCCCUUGCCCUCGCCGACUCUGAACGAUACGACAUAGUGCUCCUCCAGGAGCCGUGGACGGAAGCCAAGGACGGCCGAUGUCUUACCAAAACCCACCCAGCCUACGAUACCUUCUCCCCAGUCGACAGCUGGGACGACAACAGCACCCGACCUCGAGUAAUGACCUAUGUCCGGCGGAGUCCCUGCCUGAUGACAGAUCAGAGGAGGCCUGUGGCGACCCGCGACAUUCUCUGGCUCACCAUCAACAACAUAACAGUAGUAAACUUCUAUCGACAACCGCACUACGAUGAAGCACUGGAGAUGCUCCUCCAGUGGACCACACCAGGAAGCUUGCUCAACCCUGCCGAUGUGCCAACGAACCCACAUGGCAACACAAUAGACCUCGCCUUCUCCAACAUACCACUAUCCGAAGCUGUCGUGGAGGAACACCUGGCCACCAGCUCUGACCACUUCACGCUCAGCGUGACACUCGCUGACCUGGCUCCGGCCUCGGUGCCGCUAGGAAAGGUCCGCCUCACCUCUGACGACGAGCUCGCUCGUUUCGCCGAAAUGGUCGAUUCCGGAGCAACAGCUAUCCCGGCCGCGGCCUCGUCUCCCCAAGAGCUUGAUUCCCUGGCGUUGGCGCUCGUGGAACUUCUCCAACUGGCAGCCAAGGCCGCCGGUCGCCCCGUCCGCAAAGGGGCACGCAGCGCGCCCUGGUGGACAGAAGAAUGCGCCCUCGCCGCGGCGGAAUACCGCGCGAUUAGGAGAGUCUACCCUCUCGGCUUCAAUCGGGAAGUCCAGCUUGCAAAGAGAGACUUCCAGAAAGUCGUGCGGCGAGCCAAAAGACAUUACUGGCGCAAUCUGAUCGACAGCUUCACUGACAGCGCCUCCAUAUUCAAAGCGGUCCGAUGGCUGAGAUCACCGGGCGCUUUCCAGCCUCCGCCCCUACAAGCGUCACUUGAGGAAGUGCGCGACGCAACCCUACGGACAGGAAACACGUCUCCCGGCCCCGACAGCAUCACGGUACAAAUGCUCAAGGCGAGAUCUGCCGUUGACCUUGUUGCCGCUCUGCUGCAUGACAUUGAAGAGGCGUUUGCCCGCGGACAAGUUGCCACGCUGAUCCUUCGCCUCCGGAAGCCGAAGGGGCGCUUCGGCUACGCAGACGACACGGGCAUCUGGCUCGACAGCACCCUGUCGUUCAAGACACACGUGGAAAAGUGGACAGCCAAGGCACAGGUCGUGGCCUAUCACUUGAAAAGUCUGGCAAACACCAAACAUGGUCCUCUUCCCGGUGCCGUUCGCAGAGCCGUAAGAGCAUGUAUCGAACCGGUGCUGCUCCACGGCACCGAGGCAUGGUACCCGGAUUAA
Molecule: messenger RNA, 2271 nt
Organism: Hirsutella rhossiliensis
Lineage: Eukaryota; Fungi; Ascomycota; Sordariomycetes; Hypocreales; Ophiocordycipitaceae
Product: Lipase, class 3
Exons: 11
Coding region: 1-2271 (756 amino acids)
Source: RefSeq, a predicted model, not a curated record